Molecule: messenger RNA, 879 nt
Organism: Kwoniella botswanensis
Lineage: Eukaryota; Fungi; Basidiomycota; Tremellomycetes; Tremellales; Cryptococcaceae
Exons: 3
Coding region: 1-879 (292 amino acids)
Source: RefSeq, a predicted model, not a curated record
AUGUCUUCAGCUCCCACUAACAUACCUUCAUAUCAUCUACCCCCUCCAAUCAAUCAGUUCCAUGAUGACUCCUCGUCGAACACUCAUUUACCUUCGACUCACCACGCGUUAUCCCCUCCAAAGACUAUAUGGCACACAGGUCGAAGGGCAAGCGAUACUGCCUAUACUACCGAACAAAGUCAUCGUAAAACCCAUCCCAACUCCAAGCCAAGUUCUCUUCCUCAUCCAUCUAAACUUUCUAGAAGAGGCUCAUCCCCUCAGAAAUCACCUCUACGCCGACUGUUCCAUCGAAAUAUCCUUCCAAUUUCACCAUCAACCACGUCAACUUUCAGUUCUGCCUCCACUACGAGGUCAUACGAAAUUUGUCUGUUCGACUAUGGCUCUCAUUCAGUGAUCCGCUUCGAACCUGUCAUCUCCUCUCCCCAAACACCCUCUCAUGUACUUUCGAACAGCAUGGAGGAAUCACCAAUUACGGGUUACGGAAUCGCAUGCAGCAAGAAGACUGAGAAGGAGGUGGUCUUAACCUGCAAAAACGAUAGGGGAGAGAACGUAGCUAAUUUGGAAACUUCUUUCAGAGGUACGUGGAUCGGGAUAAUGGGAGAGGAAGGGAAUGCAUGGUUAGAAGAGGGAGAUAAAGGUUCGGUGAGUCAGAAGCUACAUCUUGAUGGAGCAAUCUACCAAUGGGCCGAAACGACCGGAUUAUCAAUUCUAGUUGAUCUUGAGACUAGACGCAAAAUUGCGAAAUUGCAUUUCAACGUUCUUGCUCGAGAUAAAUUGGUGAUAUCAGAAGAAGGGUUGGACAAAUUACCUCUUAUCAUUGUAUCAGCUGCUAAAUUGUGGUCCGAGCACAAUAGUGAACGUGAUUUCCGUUUGAAAUGA